AUGGAGGACUGGAGAAGAAUCGAUAUCGACGCCCUCGAACCGGAAAACCACCUUUCCAAGGAGGACCUUGUGCCGGACUUGCCUGCUGUUUCUUACCAGGACAUCGAGGCCGUUUCCAAACAGGUGAAGCAGCAGUUGUCGCUGGGUCAGUUCGUGCCAGCUUUGCAAUUGGCUUUGGACAAUCCUCCUUAUGUUGCCGACGAGGCCACCAAGAACUUGCACGCAGAGACCGUGUUUGAGGUGCUUGUGUCGAUCAAAAACAACAACAACGUGAAUGAGUUCAGCAAUAUCGUCAAGCAGUUGGACCUGGACCAGCAGGACAACUUGGUGAAGUACUUGUACAAGAACAUGAACACGACGUACGGCGCCAAGCAGGGCGGAUUGUUGUUGAACUGGUUUGAGAAGACCGUGGAUGUGACUGGCUUGGGCCCUGUUGUGCGUUUCUUCACCGACAGAAGAACCGUGUAA
Candidozyma duobushaemuli is the source of this 468-nucleotide messenger RNA. It is a transcript of the gene ARC15, whose product is annotated as Arc15p. The record is from RefSeq and is a predicted model, not a curated record. Gene Ontology annotation, cellular component: Arp2/3 protein complex; actin cytoskeleton; cytoplasm. NCBI's taxonomy places the organism in Eukaryota, Fungi, Ascomycota, Pichiomycetes, Serinales, Metschnikowiaceae. The transcript has a single exon. Bases 1 to 468 code for a protein of 155 amino acids. Gene Ontology annotation, biological process: regulation of actin filament polymerization; Arp2/3 complex-mediated actin nucleation. Gene Ontology annotation, molecular function: actin filament binding.